Messenger RNA from Solanum tuberosum (potato), 531 nucleotides. RefSeq names its product BAG family molecular chaperone regulator 3-like. The record is from RefSeq and is a predicted model, not a curated record. Bases 1 to 531 code for a protein of 176 amino acids. Gene Ontology annotation, biological process: protein stabilization. NCBI's taxonomy places the organism in Eukaryota, Viridiplantae, Streptophyta, Magnoliopsida, Solanales, Solanaceae. Gene Ontology annotation, cellular component: cytoplasm. The transcript has 3 exons. Gene Ontology annotation, molecular function: protein-folding chaperone binding; adenyl-nucleotide exchange factor activity.
AUGAUAAAGAGAAAACUGAAAUUGAACGGCAGAAAAGGCGAGAGGAUGCCGACCGCGGCCGGCGACGACGGCGACUUGAAGGAAGAGGUAAUUGAAUGGGAGAUGAGGCCCGGCGGAAUGUUAGUUCAGAGAAGGAGUGAUAAUUCCGACAUUCCAAUUGCUCAGAAUUUGCGGAUUCGUGUAGCUUAUGAUGCUGCAAGAUAUGACAUCUCCAUUAAUCCUCACGCCACUUUUGGGGAAUUGAAGAAGGUAUUAAGAGAAGAAAUAGGGUUAGAAGCUGGAGAACAAAGAAUAAUAUGGAGGGGAAAAGAAAGAGAGAAUGGAGAAUAUUUAGACAUGUGUGGAGUGAAAGAUAGAUCAAAAGUAAUGCUAAUAGAAGAUCCAGCAAGCGAGGAGAAAAGAUUCAUACAAAUGAGAAAGAAUGCCAAAAUCCAAGCAACAUAUCACUUCAUUAACGACGUUUCCAUCCACAUUGAUAAACUUGCUCAACAGAGCAAGCGUUCGGUCUUUGACUGGGCAAUAAAGAGAUAA